AGUGCCCCGAGGGAACGACAAUCUAAAACUUCAUCGCGGUCUUGCAAUAACUAUCAAAUUGUUUCUUAACGGGGCAAAUUCGAACAGCGUAGGACGAGCCAGCUUAAGAGAACAGAGAGCACUACUGAGCAGGCACUUUUCUAGUGCAUUUAUCUGGAGAGGCUUGUAAGAGACUGCGCUUCCUAGCACUCCUCUUUCAGAUGUUAAAUGGAAGCCUCUCAAAUGGAGCUACCCUGAUAACCCCGCUCUGGAGAGAAAAGUACCAACUGUGUAAGCAAUGCUCAUUACUGAAUGCGACCUGAUUUGGAUAUUUUAAACAUAAAAUUGCACGGAUCAAAGUAGAACUCUCCUGUGACCUCCUUGCCUCAAGGGCCUGCGUUCAAUAGAACUGAUCCCAGUUCCCAGCCAGUUGCGUACACUACUGAAGGAAAAUGAACAUACUGAACAGCCACCACUUCUUGUACUUUCUGCCUACCACACGCCUUGUCAUCUUAUUAGCAGCUUUGACAACUGCUGAGGAUGUGAGUAAUAGCACUUUCAACCGCACUGAAAUGAACACGGGAUCUGUGCCUGUGGUGAUCUCCCGCAUCGACCAUAUUAUAGUCAAGGAGGGGAGUAGUGCCUUGAUCGACUGCAAUGUCCAAGGUAGUCCUAGUCCACAUUACAGAUGGUACAAUUCCAAUGGCCGCCUGCUCCAAGAGGAAGAGAAUAAAGCAGGAAAAUGGUGGUUUCUUGACAAUGGGAUACUAAACAUUACCAGCGUGUCUUUUGAAGACAGAGGUAAAUACACGUGUGUCGCAUCUAAUGCGUAUGGCAGUGUUAACAACACUGUGACGCUGAGGGUUGUUUUUACCUCCGGAGAUAUGGGAAUCUAUUACAUGAUUGUCUGCCUUGUAGCUUUUACCAUUGUUAUGAUACUGAACAUUACUCGGUUAUGUAUGAUGAGCAGUCAUCUGAAGAAAACAGAGAAAGCAAUCAAUGACUUCUUCAGAACAGAAGGAGCAGAGAAACUCCAGAAAGCCUUUGAGAUUGCGAAGCGUAUCCCCAUUAUCACUUCAGCCAAAACGCUCGAGCUUGCCAAAGUAACCCAGUUCAAGACCAUGGAAUUUGCUCGCUAUAUUGAAGAGCUUGCUCGGAGCGUACCUUUGCCACCUCUCAUCAUGAACUGCAGGACUAUAAUGGAAGAAAUUAUGGAGGUUGUGGGUCUGGAGGAGCAAGGACAGAAUUUUGUACGGCAGACAGCAGAAGGCCAGGAAACCACUGAAACAGAUGAUCUGUACAUGAUUCCGAACGCUUUGAAGCGCAGUGACUCUCCCACAGCUGACUCUGACGCAUCGUCACUGCACGAACCACCUCAACAGAUUGCAAUAAAAGUGUCAGUUCACCCGUUGUCCAAAAAGGACUGCAUGGAUGGUCAGUCACAAGAAAGCAUGCAGUUGGACACCAAGGAAGAAGACACUCCUCAAACACCAGCACUUCCUGCAGAGCCCCCUCCUGAGCCUUCUGCUGAACUCAGUUCUGAUGAUACAGCAUUGGCAAAUGACAAAAAUACAUGCGUUAUAUAUGAAAGCCAUGUAUGAUAGUUACUCCUGAAUCUAUGCAUAGCAGGAAAAUCAGGUGGAGCUCUUUUAAAAAAAAUACAUAUUGUACUUGCCGCUAAGCCUUACCUGGAGACUAUCAUAGCAAAAGCAUGUAUGUGGAUUAUUUGGCACUUUCUUCUCAGUUUGACUUUAGUUUACCAUGAUGUAUGGCAGAGUAAUUGCUAUUACAUUAAUAUUAAUUGCUCUUUUAAAUUAGGAGUAUUUCCAAGGAACAUUUACCUCAGCAUUUUCUAGGUUGGAGUCACCUGUAGUGGCCUCCUGGAAGUCAUUGGUAGUCUUUGAUGUAGGACACUUGAACUUACUAAACAUAAAACUGGUUUUCAUUUUCCUUCUUCACUCUUGUUAUUUCCAUCUAUUGCAUUUUUGCAAAUAUUAUCUUGUGAAUUUGAAAUACUGCCCAAGAGGCAGCACUCCAGUAGCCAAAUAAAAUCCUAAUAGAUCCCAUUUACAAACCCUGUUUGCUCAGCUGCGUUGUGAUUUAGAGGGCUAUUAAAGAAAGUUAAAAUGUUUCCGAUUCAUUUGAGGCCACACUGCUUAGGCACACGGGAAAUGGUUUUCCCUUUUCCAUGGAAUAAAGAUGCCAACAAUCGUUUUUUUUUCACAUCGAGAAACAACUUUGAGGUGUAUUUUACAGAUGGGGAAGCCCAUAAACAUCUUCCAGAAAGUUGCAGUCCAACAGCUCUGCAGGGUUUUUUUGCAUAUAUUUGAACAUUUUUUACUUUGCCAGAAGUUCAUAUAGAAAACAGCUGCAAAUAUGCAAGAUGUCUUGUUUUGUAGUAAUUUGGUAGUAGUAAGUAUGCACUACCUUACCAGAAAAUACGCAAGUUCCUUAACAGUCCUCCAAAUGCCAGUAAUCAGCUGAUGACAAGGCUGAAAUGGCAGAAGAACCUUUUAAUUGGGAUUCUCAAUUUUGUGCAGAUUCAUAUUCUGAAGAUCAAUCCUAAAUUCAUCUAUAAGCAUAAGUUUGAGAGUGUUUUAUCCAAACUGAAAAAAAAAUAUUAAAAUCAAGUGUUCUGUGAAAUUACAAUGACCAUCACACAAGCUGUUUACUGUGUUAUAAUUGCUUUGGUAUUUUAAGAACCCCUUACCUGUGUAGGAUGUUCACUGCUUGAGUACAUGUGACUCUACCCCAGUAAAGCUUUUAUGGUCACAGGUGGCAUUAAAAAGGAUCAACAUUUAUGCCAGGAAAUGCCAGGGGUGGAAGGGAAGGGAUAAUUACUGUUGCAGACAGACAAUAAGACGGACCUUCUCCGGAGUGAGUAUGGAAAGAAAGCACUUACAAGGAGGAGUCUGUGUAGGAUUAAUAGCAUAUUACUUAAUUCCCUGACGCAUAUUUAAUUUGAAACUAAUGAACAAACUGUCACCUUAUAGGUUUUAGGAAAGACUGUAGUCUAAGUAUAGAUAUUCAAAAUAAACCUGGAAUCAAGUAUAUUGCAGAAAAAGAGGUCACUUAGGUCUGUGGGGUGGCUUUCUGGACAUUUUAUUGAAGUAGCCACAUCUGCUUAAGGUGUCAGUUGGAGGCAAUCGGGUACAUUAACUGCACAGGUAAUUGAGACCAAACAAAGUCAAUGUUGCAGCUGUCUGAGAAAACCCUUGAUAAUAAACUGAGGUUUUAUGUCAACUUCUCUGUGUUAAAGUGCAGAGCUUCACUAGCAGUGUAAUACAGGAACACCCUAUGACUUACAGAGGUGAAGCAGAGAAGGCUCCGUAUUUAUCUUUCUAUGGUUACUAAAAAAAAAUACAUGUUUAAUAACAGACUUCAGAUUUUGUGACCAACUUGUGAAAAUCACAGCAUUCAGUUGCCUAACAUUUGUGCUCACCACAGUGGCAGGCAUCUAUACAAAAUGCAUUUGCACAUGCAAGGGCAAAGUCCUUUUAGGAAUGUGGCUGGAAAUAUUUUCGUUCCAGCGAAGCAAUAUAAAUCUAGAACACAGGGUAGAUUAAGAGAAUACCAUAAAGAACCUCACUUCUGACCAGUGCGAUUGAAAAUACUACUGAUGCAAACUGUUAACUUCUUGCUUGAGUCCAAAGUACAUUUCUGUUUUUCAAGUUACUUAAUUUGCUUCUAGUAUGAAAAAGGAUGAGGGUGGAAACAAAAGCAGGAGCUUGCACUAAAUUCUUUUAAUUCACCUUAACCUCCUGAAAAGAGGCAUCUUGAUUUUUCAGCCUAUCCAGCAAUUACAAACAACGCUCAUGCAUUCUAAAGUUACCUGCCUGGUGCCCGGCUGAGAUUGCAUAGAUAAGCAAGGGUGUUCUCCUUGAAAGCAUAAAAAUAACUUUUUUUUUUUUAAGUUUCAAAAUUAUUUAUUAAACUACACUAUUUUAAUUGUUUUUUAAUUAUGAACUUUUUUCAGUAGAGACCAGCCCCCUUCACAUAUUUAUGCGGUGAUUGGUACCAGGCAGUUCUGAUCCUGACUGCUGCUCUCAGACUGUCCUCCAGCCUGUUUAUUAUUUAUUUAUUGAGAAACAUUUGAGAGCAAACAAUCCCCAUGGUUUUCUUCAGUAUCUCUGUGUAAACUUCCUUGAAGAUACAGACUAUGUUUUUUUCCAAAGGUUGCCCACAAAGAGCAUGUAUUUGAAGUACACAUGAACAAAUGUACAUUGCAAACCACAUUAUGAGCAACAGUUAUUUGUAUGAGAUGCACAUAAUAGGUGUUGUGCUGAAUUCCCGCCGUUGCAAGGUCAAAGGGAACCUUGACUUUGCUGGAGCUGGACUCACUCGGAGCUGAGAGUUCACAGGUAGGAGUGGCCCAGCCAGCCUGCUAUAAAUUCUUUGGACAUUUAGCUUUGUGGUAUUACUGGAAUAAGAGCAGAUCAGCACUGUACCUGAAGAAAAUACAGAUUGUAAUGGUUCUGGUUUAUGUAUUUUUUCUGUUUUCAUGUAUGCUGCUCAGUAUCUUUAUUCAUCCAUUGUAUAACACGUGUAAGCCUAAGGCUUUUUACAUGCUCUCAGGCACUUCCUUUCUGGGAGAUAGAUGGGAAGCAAGACCCAAACCCAUCUUUCCUGUUCCAGACUUUCUGUGGCUGUGCUAUUAUGAAGUAAACAAUUCUUUCUUGCAGUAUUUCUUAGGGAAUGGCUAUUUUAUGGUGCAAGAACACAAUUAACAAAUACAAAAUUAAUGAUGGCUCUAAGAAAACAUUAAUAUUUGCAUUGUUACGUAUUUUCAUGCACCUUAAGCACUUCAGGGACAUUAGAGCGAUCUGUUCCCACGAUUGGACUAUGCACACCUUUUGUUACAUUGUCGUAUUUAUUAUGUCACCAAACACUAAGGUUCUUAAAACGCUCAGGGUCUGGAAAAUCCAGUCCAACAGAAUUUGCAUUCUAAAAGCAUAAGGAACACCAAGCCAGCCUUAGAAAGGAAAAGAGAUUUGCAGGAUAUAUUUACACCAUUUAAAAAUAUUUUUGCCAAAAUGUCAUGAAACGUGACUAGAUUUCUGCAGCACAAGAAACCAGUGUUGAAUUUGAAUUUGCAACUUCUAUUCUUUUUUCACUAAAUGUAAGACCAUACAAUCAAACCACUCACUAUGUCCUUAUUCAACAUAUUCUUUUUAAGCAGCAUUUGUUUACUGCUGAUCCUUUUUUCUUCUCCGAUUUGAGUAUGCUUGUCAUGAAACCUACCCUUCAGUCAUUUUUUGAGAUUGUAAUUUAAAAAAUGUAAAAGAACCCAUAGAUCAGCAUUUUGAUGCAGGUUUAUUGGUAUUAGGUAGGGCACAGCGUUUGCUCCUGUGCUUAAAAAUUACUGGAUAAGACUUGCAGAAUGGCAUAUACAGGCAGAUAUUGAUUUUUUUAAAAUCAGUGCCCGUUUUAUUCUAGUGUACAUACUAAUGUCAGUUCCUUGAUUUGAAGUUACCUUUUGACAAAAGUACUGUAACAUAUAACCAGGGCUUUCUGACAUUCAAUUUGGUUCAGAUCAGCUAGUUCUGAAAAGCGUUAACAGUGUCGAAUUUCAAAAGUUCUCAUGGAAUACCUUAGCAGCAUGCUAUUUUAAGAGUUGGCCUCUUAAGUAUGCCAUACUUAGUUGGACAACUGAAAGCUUCUUAGAUGCAAAGGAAAUGCUUGCACUAAAGUAUCUUAAGUUAUAUUUCAUUUAUUAUAAAAUCCUUUUUGAUUUUACAAGAAGUGUAAGACAAACCUGAAUGUGUUCUUUUGAGAAGUAGUUACUGUAUUUUGAUUUGAAUAACUGUUACAAUUUUAUAGUUCACAGCCGUAAACCACAAAGAGACCAGUUCAUGCUGAAGUGGCAAAAUGAAAUGUGAUCCAGCUUGUAUAUUGAUCAUUGUUUCAAUAAAGAAUUUGCACAGAGUAUGUCGAGUUUGUACACACUCAACAAGAUGAUAUUUUCCUAGUAAGAGUAUGACAUGGCUCCAGUUCAAGGGGAAGUGAACUAUGUCUUUCAUUGUACAUCUGCUAAUAUUCCAGAAACUUUGAUCAGGAGAAACAGUUAUUUACCUAGAAAGGAAGUUUUAGUAAAGCUCCGAAAGGGAGCUGUUGUUGUUAUUCAGAAUGUAGACCCACUUGUUAAUUGGUGGUGUUAUCAAUAGCCUAGCUUGCUGAAGUAUGUAGCAUCUUCCCUUUGGAAGCAUGUCGGCGCUUACGCAUGUAAUCCAAAGGACUACUUUGUCCACUGUUGCCUUUCUGAGCCCUGUCAUGGGCUUGCUGGUGUUUCAGAGUUGGGGCCAAUGAAGUAAAAGUCUUUUCUCCCAGAUGCACCCUAGUACCAAGACAAAAUAGAAGUGUGUGUUGCCAUACCCACCCCCUUUCUUUCAUCCACCCUAAAAGGAUGAGGUGAAAUGGCUUUCCUGUCCUACAGCAGUUGGCCUAUAUGACUCCCUAAUAGUCUUCAGCAGGGCUUAGCUGAAGCAGACGCUGUAAUACCUUGGUCUGGUUCUGCUGGUGCUACCACAACUAUCAGUCAGUGGCAGUCACAGAAUCACAGAAUGGUAGGGGUUGGAAAGGACAUUUGGAGAUGAUCUAGACCAACCCUCCACCAAAGCAGGUUUGCCUACAGCAGGUUGGACAGGAACGCAUUCAUGCGGGUUUUGAAUAUCUCCAGAGAAGGAGACUCCACAGAGGAGCCACUCUGGGCAGCCUCUUCCAGUGCUCUGCCACGCUCAAAGUAAAGAAGUUUUUCCUUAUGUUGAGAUGGAAUUUCCUGUGUUCCAGUUUGUGCCUAUUGCCUCUUGUCCUGUCACUGGGCACCACUGAAAAGAGUCUGGCCCCAUCCGCUUGACACCAGCCCUUUAGAUAGUUACAAGCAUUGUUAAGAUCCCCUUUCAGUCUUCUCUUCUCCAGGCUAAACAGAGCCACGUCUCUCAGCCUUUCCUCAUAAGAGAGAUGCUCCAGUCCCCUGAUCAUCUUCAUAGGCCUGUCUUUUUUGAACCGGGGAGCCCAGAACUGGACACAGUACUCCAGACGCAGCCACACCAGGGCAGAGUAGAGGGGGAGGAUGACCUCCCUCGACCUGCUGGCCAUGCUCUUUCUAAUGCACCCCAGGAUGCCAUUGGUCUCCUUGGCCACAAGGGCACAUUGCUGGCUCAUGGUCAACUUCCUGUCCACCAGGACUCCCAGGUCCCUCUCUGCAGAGCUGCUCUCCAGAGAUCAACCCCUAACCUGUACUGGUGCAAGCAGUUAUUCCUCCGUAGGUGCAGGACCCUACACUUCCCCUUGUUGAACUUCAUUGGUUCCUCUCCACCUAACUCCCUAGCCUGUCCAGGUCUCGCUGAAUGAGAUGAGAUGAGUGGGGGGACUUGCCCUUUCACACAUGAAAGAUUUGCUCUUGCCAGCUGCCUGUUCUAGGCUAAAAAACAGACAAUAGCAGGAAAACAGUUGAUAUUUUAUGUUUUAACUCUGUUGUUUGAAAGAGUGCUCCAAUUUUAAAAAAUAUUUUCAGAAGCAUUUUCAUUCAACAGUUUCAGUUGAGCUAGCAAGAGAGCUGAGAGAUCCACAAUUUAUCUACAAAUAUCUGUGAAAAAUAGUGAAGGGAUCACAAACCGAUCAUAAAAAUGGAAUACAUAUGGCUAGACCCAUAUGCUAUUUUAUUGUCUCAGCACGUGACCCUGUCUUGCAACUGAGGCAGUUUGAUAGGCUGUGACUUUUUUUUUUUAAAUGUAGAACACCACCACUUCAGGAUGCUCCCCUCCAGAAUGCUGAACUCCUCCAACAGCUUUGGUGGCGCACUUUUCAGGAAGGCAGAGUACCACCGAGCAGUUGGUCCUAGUGAGCUACACUCCUGAACACUGUGAAACAGGCUCUCCCUGGCCCCAGUGCUUCUUAUGAAGAGAAGAUAUUUAUGAUGCGGAGGAGACUGGCUUUCAUCAGUACUACAGAGGCACUGCAAAGCUAAAAGCUGCUGGUGGGUAGUGUCUCCACAGAGACAAAGAUGUCUCUGCUCUCCUAAGACUGGAGCCUGGGAAAGCCUGUGCGUAGCUCAGGGCUGGUACCCCAGAUAUUUGCAGUGCUACAUCACCGCUUUCCCACAGGACUGGACAUUUUCUAGCCCACAUCCUGCACCAGUGCUUCGAAUAACCAGCUAAGAGACUUGUGUAUCAGUUCCUUUUCAGUGUCCAUUUCUUCCAUCUCUUCCUCUCUCUGUCUUAACUUCCUGCGCUUUUCUUCAUCCCCACCAGGUCUGCAGCAUUUCUCAAAUGAGAACAGAGUGAAGUUAGUGGUUAGGGCAAGUGUUUCUGUACUUCAGGCACCUCUGUUCCAAACUGACCUUUCAUAAGUCCCAAAAUGGAUUUUUUUCCCCAGCUGUACCAGGCUCUAAUGCUAUGUACUAUAUUUAGCUCUCUGUCUCCCAGGCCCAAACUGAGUCAUUAUACUCUUACAGUAAAAACUGACUCGUGAAUCCAUGGUAUCAUGUAUAAGUCUGUAAAUUGGUCAAAGAUAGUAAUAUAAACUGAAGCUAAGUUACCAAUUUCUUAUUCAAAAUCAGGAUGUAUUGCAGGAAACAAUAAAAGUGGCAGACUUAGGACGCUCAAAUUAUGUAACAAGAACCUAUUUCAUACCACGACAAGAUGAGGCAAGAAUGAGAAAAAUUAACAGCCAGCCUUGUAUUCCGUGGAGAAUACAUGUAAAACCUUGCUUAUGGUUGAGUAGAAAUUUAGCACCAGUAUCAAAUCAAUUUGCCAUUCUAUAGCCACUUCCCACUUUGAGAAAAGAUUCCUGUUAUAUGGGCAAGCACCUUAGGCAUGGAAAUACUACAUGAGUUAUCAGAAAGAGCUUUAUCUCCCUACCAUUUUUGAAAUUAUUUUCAGGACUAUUUAGCUAUGCAUCACAGGCCAACCACAGACUGCCACCCUGUCCUGUCCCGUCCUGCUGUGGAGCCACGGAGUUUGGGAGCUCCUGUUUGAGACGUACAAGCGGGUCUUUCUGAAAUAUUUCUGUCUUCCCUUGCAUAGGUUUUGAUUAUACCACAAAAUAAACCACUCAUAUUUAUUAACAGCUCAGGCCCAGUUAUUCUCAAUUGAUAAUUACAGAGAAGCCAAAUAAAUGCCGUCACCACUUCCCUCUUUCUGAAGCCUCUUACUGCUUCCACCUUGAGAUUAUCCCUGACAGACAGAUACCUCCUGAGUUGUUGGGGUAUCCUUUAACUCCUUCCUGCUGGUGAGCACUACCUUAAGUCAGAAAGCAGGAUUCAAAAAAAAUAUCAGCCAGAAAAAGAAGCUCCCUUCUAAGACGACAAGCGUGGAUCCUGCCUGUUUAAAAUGGUUCAUUAUCCUUCUCUCUAAUAUGUGCAGAGUAAACAGCCUCAGGAAAAGGAGGUAAAAAAUGGAAAGAAAUUUAAGAAGAUUAAAAUGGAAAAUUUUUCUCCUCACUCAAAACAUCCAGAGGUGAUUUAUCUUCAAAGUAUAUUAAAUUUUAGCCCAUUUAAUCGUGUUCACGUGUUUUUAAAAAUACUCAAGUGGAGAAAAAGAAGAUUCCUAAAAACAAUGAAAUUUUCACCCCCAACCCUAAAGUAAAUUAUCACAAAAAUACGAAACAUAUUGCCAAGCCCUUCUCUCAGGAUACCUUUUAUCAGGGAAGAUAUUUCUAGUCCAUUUUAUGGUUCUGCUUUGGUGACUGCAACUUCCUUAAGGGACUGAUGGAAGUGGGUUUCUUUUCUGCUGUCUUCUUCUUGGUUACAUAUUCUCUACCCUGUGUGAUCUCUUCUUUGUGUAUAAAAAUCAAUAUUUCACUGAAGAUUUAUCUUCUUGCUUCCUUUCCCCAUGCUAGCAUUCCAUUUUGAUACUUUUUUUUGUGUUUUGUUUUACUGUUUGGAUUUUGGUUUGUUUGCCCUAAAAUUCCCCACAUUUUAAAAUAAAUCAGAGGAUCCUAAUGUUUUUUCAGUUGCCUGUUUGGGGGCAGGAUCCCUCACACAUGUCCGUAUAAUUCAAUUUUAAUUAUGCAGAUGUACAAUUAACUACUCCCAGGUUGGUGCAGGAUGAACUAAUCAAUAAGCUGAAGCAGAUUUCUUUUGAAGAACAGCAUCAACAGAACAGGUAAAGACAUAAUUCCUAAGAUACAAGUGAAAUAAGUGUCCUCAGUCACAUAUGGGUCUAUGAAUAAGUUACGUUCUUUUGUUUGUUCACUUCAAAAAAGUCACAUAUGACACAUCUCUGCCUUAAAUAAUGUCUUUCUUUUUGCUUAGCUUCCUAUCAUGGAUGGACUAGCGUAUUUGCACAGUCCCUACACUUGUACAUCAACUGUCCAUUAUCUGUAUUGGUUUAUCUUAUUCAUUGGAAAGCUCGCCAAAUGCAGAGCCCUCUCUAAAUUAGAUAUUUUUGAAGAGACUGCAGACAGCUUGGUGGCACUAUGUAAAUGGUAUUCAUUUCAAAUGCAUUGAUAAAUGCUUUUUCACUUUUUUUUUUUUACUAAAAUGCUGUAUUUCUAUAUAGGCUGAUAUCUACAUAUUAAUAGAGUCUGUUUUUCUGUAUCCUUGAACUAGAAACUCCAGUUUUUCACAAGUGUGCAGUAAAAUGACAGUAAUCUGCUGCUGAAUAAAACUGCUUUUUAGAACUACAGUUUCUACAUUUCGUAAUCCCUGUGUAAUCUC
Messenger RNA from Chroicocephalus ridibundus (black-headed gull), 10636 nucleotides. RefSeq names its product microfibril associated protein 3 like (gene MFAP3L). The record is from RefSeq and is a predicted model, not a curated record. Bases 432 to 1580 code for a protein of 382 amino acids. NCBI's taxonomy places the organism in Eukaryota, Metazoa, Chordata, Aves, Charadriiformes, Laridae. The transcript has 3 exons.